CUGGAGUUGAGUGUCGUGCACUCACCAGUCAGUAGUUACUGAGAAAGCGCGAGGUGACGAGUUCCAAUUGAGGCUUGAAGUGAUAAUCGGUGAAUAAUGAGUCUAGCUGAGGGUGAGCUGCCGUCGGUGGUUGAAUUGAAUGUGGGUGGAGUCUUUUACACGACAUCGCGAUCAACCCUGAUGAAGGAGAGUGAGUCGCAUUUGUCAGCGAUAUUAACUGGCAAGACUAGUCUCGAGAGGGACUCCAAGGGGCGGUACUUCCUGGAUCGCGAUGGGGUGCUCUUUCGUUAUGUUCUCGAUUUCCUCCGCAAUGACUCGUUGAUUCUACCGGAGGCAUUUCGCGAGCGCGAGAGACUACGCUGCGAGGCCGUCUUCUACGGACUGCCGGGCUUGGAGAGGGCCAUCAAGGAGCCCAAUGGUAAACGUCCAGUUGGCUACAUCACUGUUGGCUAUCGCGGCAGCUUUGCCUUCGGUCGGGAUGGCCUUGCCGACGUCAAGUUCAGGAAGCUCUCCAGAAUACUUGUUUGCGGACGCGUUGCGCUGUGCAGGGACGUCUUCGGGGAGACCCUCAACGAGAGCCGGGACCCCGAUCACGGCAUGUCCGACAGAUACACCUCCAGGUUCUUCCUCAAACACAGUUUCAUUGAGCAGGCCUUCGAUAUGCUCCAGGAGCAGGGCUUCAAACUUGUUGCUAGCUGUGGAUCGGGCACUGCGGGCGGCAGUGCUGAGCAGCUCAAACCCGGGGUGGAUUCCGAGGAGAAUCGGUGGAAUCAUUACAAUGAAUUUGUUUUUGUUAGGGAGUAAGGGCUGCGGGGACCGCUCGAGGUGCAUUCGCAACAAUAAUCUUGACAAUGAUACGCGCCUAUCGCUGUACGUAGACACAUAAUUGAGGGGUUUGGGAUUUUACGGGGGGUCAUUCUUUGAGCGGGGGGCGAUAGCGAGCAUUGGGUUCAGUUUUGCGUUCUUAGGCGGUGGUGGUGUGGGGAGCUUGAGGAUUAGUCGGUGGGGGGAUGGUUUUCACGAUGAUUUGGUCUUUUGGUAAGGUAUUCUACUACUUUAGUACUGAAUUGGGUCGGUAAUUGGGGGUUUUUAGAGAGGUUCAGCUUAACUUAUUCUAUUUUUAAUUCGAGAUAUUUUUUGUAGAAUUUCUUUGGCUCCAAUUUUCAAAUUUUUGUUUCGUGGUAUUGUUCUUUUUUUUCUUUUCAGCGUGGAAAUCAAACGAAAGAACUGGAAUUUGAGCCAAGGAAAUUAUAUGGAAAAUAUCUCAAUGGAAUAAGUUGUCUAGGAAAAUCGAAUUCUUUUGACGCUUUUUAUAGAAUAUUUCCGAUUGACCAUUUCAAUAGAGUCGAUGAAAAACUAAUAGAAAGUUCAAUAGAAAUCAAAUAGAAAAUAUUCUGUAGAAAAAGGCAAUAACAUCCAAUUCUGCUAUUUUUGCUGUAUAACUUAUUAUGUUCAGAUAUUUCUGUAGAAUUACCCCGGUUCAAAUUUUCCAAGGAUUUUUUUCAUUCUACACUGACAUAAAAACAGCAGAGUUCUCAAACAAGUCUUAU
This is a messenger RNA of Diachasma alloeum, 1550 nucleotides long. It is a transcript of the gene Ktl, whose product is annotated as BTB/POZ domain-containing protein KCTD16. Lineage: Eukaryota; Metazoa; Arthropoda; Insecta; Hymenoptera; Braconidae. Gene Ontology annotation, biological process: protein homooligomerization. Bases 97 to 804 code for a protein of 235 amino acids. The record is from RefSeq and is a predicted model, not a curated record. The transcript is spliced from 2 exons. Gene Ontology annotation, molecular function: protein binding.